Molecule: messenger RNA, 3054 nt
Organism: Cottoperca gobio
Lineage: Eukaryota; Metazoa; Chordata; Actinopteri; Perciformes; Bovichtidae
Product: interferon-induced very large GTPase 1-like
Exons: 1
Coding region: 74-1477 (467 amino acids)
Source: RefSeq, a predicted model, not a curated record
UUUAAGGUCGAAAACUAAACAUGUACAAGAAAGUUUUAUUGAAAGCUGUAGCUAUCUGUUCUCGAAAAAACAGAUGAAAAGAGACUUGCAGAGCUUUGCAGACAAUGUCAUUGAGUCUUGCACACGAUUUAUACUUGAUAUUGCAAAAGAAGACGGAGAUUACAAUGAUUCUUUCACAAAGGAGCUUCUGGAAAAAGUAGACGAAUCCCUUAAACAACACUGGAAGCAGUGCAAGUCCAGGUUUGAGAUUGAUCUGAAACUUCACAUUUGUAGCAUUGCCUCAACAGAGUUCCUUCAGAUGCACAGAAGAUACUUGUUGAAAACGGAUCCCAAAAUUCAGCUGGAGAAGUACAAGCCUCAGUACUUGUCAGAUUUUCUCAAUCUAUACAUGAAGAGGGAUGAUUGCCAACGCAAAGCAACUGAUUUUGUCCAACUUUGUCUCAAACCUGCUGUUGAAGAGUACGUGAGUAGUUCUCUGGGAAUAGAGAUUGUGGAGGACAUUUUGACAAGUAGCCAUUCAACAACGUACAGUUCCCGUAACUAUUUCCAGUACAACAUUCAGAAAGAGCUGCUGCAGAAGGGAGACUUUCAGGGUUUUGUAAAGUACAUUAGUAAAUAUGAAAUGUAUGUCAAGGAUUGGAUAUUUCAGCAGAUACUGGGAAAAAUAUCAGAGAGCAAAACUUUGUACAAACUGAAAAAUAAGAAUCUGGAGAUCAUAGUUCAGAAAAUAACAGAAGCAACAGAACGGGCUUCAAAAGGAGACGAUGGUGUUCUGCUGCCAGAUGACACACAAAGCAUCACAGAGCUCAUCAACAACAUGCGCAGAUAUUUAAUCAACGAUAUCUCGAUUUCAGUGGAGGCUGAAAAAAGAACCCUGUUUCUAAUCCAAAGCACAUGCCACCCAUUUACAAAGAGCCUCAUUACAUCAUUGAGGGAAAUGAAGGAACAGCUGCAGGAGGAAUUCUCAAGCGCUGAUAUCACUGAGACUCUGCACAAGCUUCCAGUCAAACCACACCAGGAGCUUUUCAACAAGGUGUUUGGCUGUGGACAACAAUGUCCAUUUUGUAAAGUUCCAUGUGAGGCUGGAAGCAAAGAACACGAGAAACAUCAUGCAGCUGUUCAUCGGCCUCAAGGUCUUGGUAGAUGCAGGAAGAUAUCCAGUGAGAAGCUGGUGGCAACACUGUGCACGACGUCUGUGCACAGUGAAGGUCACUUCAAAUGCUCAGACACUAAAUGGGAGUUGCAUCCUUACAAAAACUACACCAAGUACUAUCCAGACUGGCACAUUCCUCCCGACUACAGCAUUAAGGCGUCUGACUACUGGAAGUUUGUCCUGGUUCAAUACAAUGACAGAUUUGCAGAAGAAUACAAAGCCAAGCCAGCUGAUGUUCCACAGGACUGGAGGAAGAUCACAAAGGAACAAGCACUGAAAGGCUUGAAAGAUGCCUUCAACAUGCCUGUGAACAAAUAUCUUUAAAUAUCUUUAACGAGGAAGAAUUGUUCACGUACAAAUGUACGGAGAAGACCAAGAGGAAGGACGGAACAAAUAAAAGACGGAACAAUGCUUUUAAAAAUGAUCAACUUGACUUCACCAUUAUCUUUACAGACAUCUUUGGAACAAGAGAUUUGAUGUUUUUAUAUUUUAUAUACCAUAUCAUUUUAGCUUUAUUUUUAUUUAUUAUUAAGACAACAUGUCUGGUUGUCUUUUAUAUGCACAUUUGUCAUUUUUGUUUUUGGACUCCAACUCUUUGUUUUUAUUAGUUUUGCUCAUAUUUCUAUAUUGAUUUCUGCAUUAUAACUGUUGUGCACAACAACCGCCAUGUUGGGAAACAUAUGUUGUCAUGGAGAAGUCUGCAUGUCCUAAAAAGAAUGUUUUUGUAUUUGAUACCAGUCAGUGAAUAACAGAUAUUGUGACAAAUUAAUUUUGACUUGCUUUUUUAAAACUUUUAAAUAUUUCCCUUGUUCUAGUUUUAUUCUUUUUUAGAUGAUAAUGUUUAACAAACAAACAGACUUGUGUGCUCAACAUGAUGAUGUCGUACACAGACCAUGUGAUGAGAUCAUGUUUUACUUACCUUUAUUAUUACUUACUUUACAUUUUUAUAAUCUUAUUUCCCAACAUUUUAAUGCAGAAUGUAACCUUUGAUGUGUACAUAAGUCAGCAUUAACUAUUCUUUAUCUCGGACUUAAACAUGUUCCUAUACUUCUUUCUUACUUUUGAUGUUUGAUGAUUGCAGCUCUGUCUGUAGCGACUUGUGCUAAAGAUGAUGAUGAUGAUAAUUAUAAAGGCUUUAAUAUUUUUUAAUGUUUUACUACUUUUAGGUACAUGAAAAAAAAAUGUACCUUUUCAUUUCGAUGUUUAAAUACUUUUAAAUACUUCUUAUUUUAUUUAUUAUGUUCAACAAACACAAUGACUUGUGUAGUAUGUAGUGUAGUGACUUUGUAGUACGAAGACCAUGUGAUGAGAUCAUGUUUCAUAAAACAUCUCACUAUUUACAUGUUGAUGGUUUUAUUUUGUAACAUGUCCUUGAAUAUGUAACCUGAAGAAGUAAUCCAUGUGUGCGUGUAGAGUACGUAACUCUGCGUUAGUUUAAAUACGUUGUAUGCUUGAUGAUACUGUAACGACCUCUCACACGUUGUUAGUGAUUAACUUGUGAUCUUUAUUCUUUUAGACGGAUGAGGACGUGUUGAACAAGGAAGCAAGACGUUAAAAAACGUCUUCGUUUUGAUUUCAAAGAUAAAGAUGAUGAUGAAGGCCAUGAGAAACAAGUUAUACGUCAUCAAUAUUCUUUAAUCUUUUUUAAUGUUAUACUUCUAAUAGAUACAUGCAAAACAUUUUUAUCUUUCUAUUUAGAUUUCUUACUUUUAAAUACUUGUUUUAAAUCUCUUGAUGUGUAUUUGAUAAGUCAGUGAAUAAGAAAUGAUUAAAUACCGUCUAAACAAGUCAACAGCAGAGAAUACUGUUGAUCAGAUAACAAGUUCAAGGUAUGUGCAUCAUGGAUGAUUAAAAUGAUGAGGAUAUAUGUAUGAAAAAAACAUUUUGAAGCAAAUAAGCAU